UGACCGUUCAAAAGUUCAAACAACUUGUUUGUAAUUUUUAAAUAACCAGGCGUGGCCCUUUGAUCUGUUUGAAUGAUUGAAUCGAAUAUCUUUAGUUUAUAAAUUAAAAAUACGGCAGUGAUUGUAAAAUAUGGUUUUAAUUUUACAAGUUACAUGACCUAUAUAAGUGAGUCUUUGUCGUUUAUGUUAUACGAAGAAUAGGGUGUGAACUCAGUGUUUAGAAACAACUACAAGCGAUUACAAUGUACGGAAAGAAAGCACCAUCGACGUACCGAUCGACACCAUCAGUAUACUCGCAUUAUACUGGAAAGUCCUCCACAAAUCUCCGUUCUUCAAAAUCAGUGAAAUCCCUUCGAGUGCCAUGGUAUCAGAAGCCAAUCCUUCAUGAUGCUUUUGUUUUGGAUCUACAGCGAGGCUCUCUGCUUACAGGCUUUUUUUCUGUGUUUAUGGCCAUAUUUACGUUUGCACAAAGCAUCUUCGAUCUAUACUGCCUCGGCAUGGCGGCCCCGGGCUCUGUACACUAUGGGUAUUAUGUUAUGAGCUACCAGUUUGUGUAUGUUGGUAGUGCGCCUGUGCGUAACGUCCUCAUAGUGUUUGCACUGUUUUCCUGGAUUGGGUCUGUGGCUGUGCUUGUUACAAGCAUUCUUCUUAUUGUUGCGUUACGUAAGGAAUAUGAGAAGAAAAUAGUCCCCUGGCUGUACACAUUUGGAGUCUUUAUUCUCUUCCGUCUGGUUGCGUUUCUCUUUGCCUCCAUAGUGAAUGAUAUGAUAUUUGCAUACAAUAUAUUGAUGUGCCUGUGUUGGAUAGUGUUUUGUGUGUGCGGUAGCUACGGGUGGGUACUGGUGUACAGCUUGUAUCUGGAGUUGUCUGAUUUGACGAAACUAGAGGAUUUGGCGCAUUUGCGGAUGGGUACAAUGGCGUCUCUAAACGCAUCUCUAGCCGGGUCCAGACCGACCACACCCCACUCUACAGUAUCUACUAUGCCGGCUUCACAAAUAUGAUAUUCUGACACCAAGACAACCCUCGAAGAAACGGAGGCCAUGUUACAUGAAAAUAAUGAGGGUAGUCUUGAAACUCCGGUGUGAAAAUAUCGAGAGUAUAUAAAACAGAAUAUAUAACAACAAACAGAAUAUAUAUAAAAUAGACAUUAAGCCAGAUUCGCAAAAUUUAAUGAAGGUAGUUUAAAAAUUGUACCGUAAACAAGCGUAGAGCAUUUUUUCGUUGUUCUUAGUGCGUUCGAAAAGAUUCUAUGCAAUGUUCUAAU
Molecule: messenger RNA, 1264 nt
Organism: Colias croceus (clouded yellow)
Lineage: Eukaryota; Metazoa; Arthropoda; Insecta; Lepidoptera; Pieridae
Gene: pasi2
Exons: 6
Coding region: 243-1001 (252 amino acids)
Source: RefSeq, a predicted model, not a curated record